Messenger RNA from Anneissia japonica, 2668 nucleotides. RefSeq lists its product as uncharacterized. The record is from RefSeq and is a predicted model, not a curated record. The coding region runs from base 322 to 1338 and encodes 338 amino acids. Lineage: Eukaryota; Metazoa; Echinodermata; Crinoidea; Comatulida; Comatulidae. The transcript is spliced from 2 exons.
UAGAUAAACAAACUUUCUAUCAUUAUUUUGUGGUUUUAAUUGCAAUGGGAUUUGAAAAUCCUAAUGAAUUGGUUUAUUAAUUGCUUCAUGGUGUAUAUUUACAUACAGUAAAUAUUGGGCAUAUCUUACUUUUCUUUUAAGGUCAAAGUUAAAAUAUUAAAAGUUUAACAAUAGUUUAGAAGGAGGAAAUAAAUUUCGAAAUGAUUUCAGUACCAUUGUGGGCAAGUGUCCUACAAAACCAUUCAUUGGCAUCCAAAUGUUAGACACUGAAGAUGCAAGUUAACGCUUUUAAAAUCAGAUAAAUUGCUGUAGUGACAAAAAAUGGAUAGAAAACAACCUUCAAAGAAUGUGAAAAGCAAGAAAAUCGACUUGAAACUAAAUGAACAACGAUCGCAGAAGGACAAACCAGGAAGAUUAUCAACGCAAAUAAAAGGUACCAAACAGAAACAACACAAAGCAAGUAAAGAAAAUAAUGUGAAAUCAUCAAACCAGGGGAAGCAUGUUAUUGUUGGCCAAAAUAUUUUGGAUGUAGCUACCCUGUUGUUUGUCAUUGAUUCAUGUGGCAAUGAAUAUGGUGACCUGGUUAACAAACUCAGAGGCUAUUUGGAUGCACCUCAAAGAUUGAGCUCAGCUGAAGGCAUGGGUUUACCCAGAAUCAAUCCCUUUCAGCUCAAAGAAAAUGGCCAUGAAGAUAACAUGAGACUUGAAACUGAAUCUCAAAGCAGCUUAUCGUUUCAACCAAAUUCUGAGGCUGGAAAAAACAAGUUUGAGCUGCUAAUUAAUAAAUUCCAGGAGAUUGUAGAAAAGAUUACACCACUGCUCUGUGAUCUGAAAGAUACCUUCAGAGGAUUUCCAGAUAUCCUUAAAGCAAGGCUGCAAGAGAUACAGGCUGACCUCAAGCAUGGUGUACAAACAUGUACAGAUGAUGACAAGAAUCGAGAUAUUGAAGAAGUUCGUAAGACGAUUAAAAAUCUUUACGAAGACCUUUGGAACCCCAUGAGUACAUUCUCUGAAGAGGUACAUCAUUUACUGAGAGAGUUGGACAAAGAUGAGACCAAAAAAAUACUAGCAAGCCAGAAGAAAGCAAUGCAAAACCUGCAACAACAACAGCUACCAAAACUAAAUCACAGGGUACAAUCGAUGAGAGAAAUCAGGCCCCGAAUAACAGAACACCGCCGCCAAAGAUCAGCAGAAAAUACAAAUCAACGUGUUAAGUCUGCUGCAUUGAAGCCUAUAACACUAGAAAUAGGAAAAAUAGGAAUCCAGGAACAAUCUCAGAAUUUAGCAUACAGCCGAAUGUCUUCAUGGGGACACAAUGCAUCAAGUUACUAUACAUAAAAUUUGACUUCCAGGAUAAGAUGUACUCAAAAUUAUGCACAAGUCAUCAAACUUCAGGGUUAGCAUGAUGCUGCCAAUGUUUGUAACUUCCAAUUAAGAAAUCAAGAACUUGGGACCAGUCACUUUAUUGGAGUUGAAUAGCUUUAGGGAUGAUGAUUGUCUUCCUAUUGCAGGGACCUGGGUAUCAGGAUUUUUUCUCACAACCCAAAACUUUAAUUUCUGAGCAUCAUAUUGAGACUUAUUUUAUGUACUGCACAUUGGGUAUUGUCUUGUAAAGGGAUUGUUGCUUUAAUUUUUUUAGAAAGUAAGUAAAUUGCUGUUUUGUGUCAUAGUUCUUGUGUCUUUGGGUAAGGUACUUUUAGAUGGCUUCAUGGGGUUUUUCCUUCUUAUCUUGGUGGCAAGUAUAUUUUUAAUAGCUCCUGUGGAGCAAACUUGACAAGGACUCAAUGGCAUCCACCUUGACAAGAUGGGACCAUCAGGGGAGUACUAAAUCAAAUUUCAGGAAUCCAUUUAGGUCUUGUCUAGACUAUAACAUUUUUUUUGGCAAAACAUAGGACAUGCCUAAAUAUGGUCAUGAUCAAUUCAUGAACUUCAUAUAGGUAUAUCAUGACAUCUUAUGGGUAUUCAGCAGUUUUUUGUCAAAAGAAAACUGAAUAAUGUGGACAAAGUUCAUUAUAGACAAAGAGAACAAGGUAAUAUAAUAUCAACAUUUUUAUCUUUUUGUUGGUAUUUUUCCAUGUACUACUACUAUUUUUCAUUCAAUUUAUUAUUUGACUUGUGAAUAAGUUGACUAUGAUAAGUAAACCAAUAUUUUGAUUAUUUCAAUCUUAUGACAAAUCAUCUUCAGACAAUGUUUAGUAAACCAAUAUUUUACAUACUGUGACUAUUUUAAGUCAGACGACAAUUGAUCGCAUACGUACAAAUUGAUUCAGACGUACUGUAAUAAGCCGGGCAUUCGCUGCAUCGUACCAAGGUUGUACGGUGAAUCCACCUCCACACUGUGAGCACUAGACAAAGUGAGGCUGUCUGUGAUUGUCAUUGGAAGUCUGAACAGACAGAUCGUCAUUAAGAAUUAUCUGUUUUUCGCAAGCGCAUUGACGUUAUGUUCUCAAUAGAAUCGCGUCAGGCACAGUUAGUGUCUGGCUUUAGUUUUCUAUUAUUGGGUUUUGGGGAAUUCAUGUUUUGCUCCAUUCUGUAGUGUUUUUUUUUUUUUAUCAUUUUAAUUUGAUGAUGCUGUGUUGGCCAGAAUACAUUACAGAUCUUUUGUUUUUGUUUUGUUUUGUUGUAUUAACCACUAAAUAAACAAUAUGCAGAGACUGUCGAGUACAAA